UUCUGCUGCUUAUCCGGGGAUGUCACACCGCUGCUAUUUUCUCCCCUCAGUCCCUCUCACUCUCAGCCUACAGCUCAAGCGGACUGACACGGGGCUUUGGAUAGAAAGAACGAACAAUAAGAUACAAAACAGAGGCCAAAAUGGCAGAGCUUGGAGCGGGAAGCCUGCCGUUAGGGGAUCCUGCUUUUAAUUACCAGGAACACGAACUGAACGAGCGACUGAAACGGCUCUACCCGGCUGUGAACGAGGAAGAGACCCCUUUACCCCGAUCCUGGAGCCCCAAGGAUAAAUACAGCUACAUUGGGCUGUCACAGAACAACCUGCGGGUCCAUUACAAAGGCCAUGGUAAGAACCACAAGGAUGCAGCAUCAGUGCGAGCCACACACCCGAUCCCUGCUGCCUGUGGGAUCUACUACUUUGAAGUCAAGAUUGUCAGCAAAGGUCGAGACGGGUACAUGGGCAUCGGCCUGUCUGCCCAGGGAGUCAACAUGAACAGACUGCCUGGAUGGGACAAGCACUCAUACGGUUACCAUGGAGAUGACGGCCACUCCUUCUGCUCCUCUGGGACUGGCCAACCAUACGGCCCAACAUUUACCACGGGGGAUGUGAUUGGCUGCUGCGUUAACCUCAUCAACAACACUUGCUUUUACACCAAAAAUGGCAUCAGUUUAGGUGUAGCCUUCACAGACCUCCCUCCCAACCUGUACCCUACUGUGGGGCUUCAAACUCCGGGCGAGAUCGUAGACGCUAACUUUGGCCAGCAGCCGUUUGUCUUCGACAUCGAGGACUACAUGAGCGAAUGGCGGGCUAAGAUCCAUGGCAUGAUCGCUCGCUUCCCCAUAGGAGAGAGGCUGGGGGAGUGGCAGGCCGUCCUGCAGAAUAUGGUUUCCAGCUAUCUGGUGCAUCAUGGGUACUGUGCCACUGCAACAGCCUUCGCCAGAGCCACAGAGACCAUGAUACAAGAGGACCAGACAUCUAUAAAGAACAGACAGAGAAUACAGAAGCUGGUGCUGGCAGGACGGGUGGGUGAAGCCAUAGAGGCUACUCAGCAGCUUUAUCCCGGCCUGUUAGAACACAACCCCAACCUACUAUUCAUGUUGAAGUGUCGUCAGUUUGUGGAGAUGGUGAACGGUACAGACAGCGAGGUUCGCUGCUUGACCAUUCGCUCCCCCAAGUCCCAGGACAGUUACCCUGGCUCACCCAGCCUCAGCCCCCGCCACGGAGCCAGCAACACACACCUGCACACCGGAGGAGCAGAUAGUCCAACCUGCAGUAACGGAGUGACUCCCCCCAACAAGUCAAAGAGCCACAGUGGUACUGGCAGCAGCAGCGUCAAAUACCCCAGCGUGUCCUCCUCCGCCUCCUCUUCCACCUCCUCCUCCCCUUCCUCCGUCAACUACUCCGAGUCCAACUCCUCAGACUCCACUAAGAGUCAGCCACACAGCGCCAACAGCACCCAGGAAACCAGUGACAGUGAGAUGGAGAUUGAGGCAGAGCACUAUACCAACGGGGUUGUCGAGGGCUCCUCAGCGCGGAUCAUGAAUGGCACAUACAAACACGAAGAGAUCCUUCAGCCGGACGACAACAGCAUUGGCAAUGGAGUCACAGAUGAGGGUUGUAGUAAUGGCAGACAGCUUUGUGGAGGGAACCAGGCAGCCACAGAGAGGAUGAUCCAGUUUGGACGGGAGCUGCAGGCGCUCAAUGAACAGCUGUGCCGCGAGUACGGCAAGAACGCCACACACAAGAAGAUGUUACAGGAUGCAUUCAGCCUGCUAGCGUACUCUGACCCGUGGAACUGCCCCGUGGGCCAGCAGUUAGACCCUACGCAGAGAGAAUCCCUCUGCUCCGCACUCAACAGCGCCAUACUGGAGUCCCAAAAUCUGCCUAAGCAGCCUCCGUUGAUGUUAGCGCUCGGCCAGGCCACAGAGUGUGUUCAGCUCAUGGCCCGAGUCCGGUCUGGUUCCUGCUCCUUCGCCAGAGUAGACAACUUUUUGCACUAGCCCAGGUCCAGGUUAAUGUUAAGUAGCACUGAGAGAAGGCAUGUCCAGCAGGUAGUUGUCAUGGCGACGGAGGAAAGAGCAUGCGUGUGAUUGGUGUGUUUGGCUGUCCGUCAGACCGAGCCAGCGGCACAGAGGAGCAGAGGAGAGCGGGAGAGAAGAAAGCUUCCUUUUAAUUUAGUAUUAUCAAAUAAAGAAAUGUGUGACACUAUUUAAAGAUAAUUAAUUAUUAUUCUGUUUAUCUAGCCAUUUUUAUAGUUCAUUUUUUUGUCAGUUUGUUGUGCUCAUCCUGGACAAAAAAAAUUGUAAAUCCCCCCCUUUUUAUUUUUUUCUUAUGUUUUAAUAAUGGGUGGAUUUUAAUUCCCUACGAUCAGUAUUUUACUCGCAUUGUUGUUGUUCACCAUAUCACAGACCACAGUACCCACAUCUGGUUACCACGGUGACCCCCAUGACUACAGGUCACAAAACCUGAGGUCUAUGAACAUCAUCUUUGUUAAGAUACAGAAGACAGACAGACUGAGUCCUUUACCCCAAAAAAUACAUUAAAAAAAACCAAUUGUGGAUUGUGUGGAGCGGAUCAUUAGCUCUGGUCAAGGCUGAUGCGACACAGUCAUAAAAACAACCACUGAUAUAAAAUAGAAAAUAGACUGAUGUGAGAAAAGUGGUUCCUUAAAUUAUUCCAGAAAGUUGGAAAUAAAAAUUAAGUAAGGGAAUGCUUCGAAUAUAAAAGACUUUGCGCCAUAGACGCAUAAUGAAAAAAAAACAUCAUCCUUGGAAAAAACAUACUUGAAGGGUCUCUGUAGUGGAGAACCAGGGAGAAAUGGUAAUGACAAGGCAUUUAAUUGGAAUAUUAGAGGUGUUGGACCCUUAAUUUUAGUGUAACAACCACAGCAUCGUCCAAUCAGUGAUGUCGUUGCAGGUGGCAGAGCUCAGCAGCAGCUGCAGCUCCAACACCUGCUCUCAAGACCCAACAUAACAUUGUUAUCAUGGUCGCCUUGAUGCCAGCAUAAAGAAAAUCAGUUUCAAAGGCAGACUAACAAGCACAGUGUGUGGACGGCCAAAAGUCAAGUCACCCCUGGGGAUUUCAUUACUUUUUUUUUCUCACAUUGUCCACUGCCUUUCCUGCGCUGUGCAUAUGCUGUCGCAAUUACAGUUUUCAAAAAAAGAGUUGAAAUAAUUUGCCAAACCAGAAGAUUUUUUUUUUCUUCAGGGUGAUAAUUGUGAUUGUGAUAAGUAAGCCACAGUAUUUCUUUCAUUUGGGGCAUUUGAUUUCAAACCUCUCAAAGGUUAUUAGGCCAGCUGUGUGUGCGUUGGAACAGGGCUUUUUCCCCCAACUCAGAUCCCUCCAUUUCACCCAUAAACUUCACUUGACUAUAUCCUACCCGCUAUUGAACAGGAGGACAUAGACAAGUUUAUUUCUGUGGCCCACAACCACAUGUUUGUCCAAACUUUUUAUUGUUCAGUUUUUCCCAUUAGAUGAAACCACAGUGCUCCUGUUUAUGGAAUCAGAUCAGUUGUACAAAAAAAACACAGAUACCACUUCUAGCCCCCAACAGCAUGAAAUUACAGCUACAGCGUCUUUUGACAACCACCUCUUGCUGACAGUCACGUUGUAUUGAGCCUCAAAGUGUUAAAUAUUAAAGGUCAAGUGUGUAGGAUUUGAUGUCCCGCUUAGUAUAGAGACAACAAUUCUUAGUUUCAGGUGAAUAUAAAAAUUAGUUAUGAAUAUUAUAUUUCAUUGAUGCCAGUUUAUCUCCCUAUAUCCUACACCUUGGACCUUUUCAGUGACUGAAUAAUACAUUUUGAAAUAAAUAUCAUCUGAAUAAAUGGAGUAAAAAUUAUAUAAUUGAACCAAUAAAUUGUGAAAUAAUUAAUGUCCAUAUGCUGGUCUAUAGAGUGUUCCAGGGAUGACAUCUUUCUGUAGGCCAACAAGGAAGUAAGCGUUGCUCUCGUUCCCUUGUCAAAAAGCCUAUGGAAUUUUGGAUUAUUGCAGAAAAAAACUCUGUGGGUAAUUAAUACUUACAGCAAGAUACAACAAGAUAAUCGUCACAAAUGAACGCCACGUUUAUGAUUUUUGGAGCCUAAAUGCAAUCAGCAAAAACAAAAAGCUAACGUUUUGCUAUAAACAAACUACAUGUCGCAGGACUUAUAUGUUGCUGCCACAACUAGGCUGUAAAGCCAUGGUUGGCAUGAUGACGUUUGGUUUAGCCACUUGUUAGCAACCGUCUUUUUUAAGACGCAUAAAAGCUUUAAAAUUCAGGAGUGGGUUAUUAACUGACAUAUUUCAGUUCAAGUGUGAGAAUCUGUUGAGCUUGUGUUAACCACAGACUUUAUUUCAGGCAUCUAACCAAAAACCCAUUUACUUUGAGGCAAGGAAACCAGGAGUCCUAAAAUGAUAACUCUUUUCCAGGGUUUGCAGGCCCCCAGUAAUGCUGCUCAGCCUUGCAGCCAGUUUUUCCCCAGUGGCCACUUGCGGUAUUGCAGCAAAAAAAAAAAUUCCCUGCAUUUUCCCCACUACUACAUAUAUUCAAUGGGAAGGAUACUGCAGAAGUAAACCCAGGAGCUUGAAAACUUUUUCGUCAUAUGCACAAGAUGGCAUAAGCACCAUCUUGCCAUAUAGUGUCUAGGUUGUAUUAUUAAUCUAUGAAAAAGUCCCACUCCUUACAUAGAUAUAAAAGGCUCAUUCUAAGAUAACAAACAUGACGAAUCUUAGUGUCAGGUGAUUAUAAACUAAUGAAAACAAUUAUGUUUCAUUCCUGCCAAUUUAUCCCCCUAAAUCUGCCAAAAUUUAGCUAGCUAGCUAGCACCUAUUAGCUAAUAGAUAACUUACUAGCUAGUAGCUAACUUACUAGCAACUUAGUCAUUUUUAAUCAACCAACUAGUUGCUGCUCUUUGACACACUGCACAGUAACUACUUGUUAGAUUUUUUUUUGUUUAACGUAACAAGGCUACAUAUGCUACCUACCUAGCCAGCUAACUCCAGGCUCGCUUGUGAGCUUGGGUUUAUUAUUUAGCAUCAAAGUGAAGAGCUAGUGUUAGCUGCAGUAGCUAACAUUGUCUGGUUAAUUCAGAGUACUUUAGACAGUGUUGUGAUUCAGGAAAUAUCCCUAACAUUAGCUCCUGAGUUGAGUUUUGAAAAUGUCUCAUAUUUCACAGUUCAUUGGCUCUCUUAAAUGUGUUUCAGAUUAUUUAUUUCACAAUGUGUUAUUUAUUUAUGUUAUAUUGGAGUUUAGUAUUGGAUUAUUAUUUUUGACAUUUUAUUAUAAUCAUCAGCUUUCUGUCUCUGUAUCUUAACAGAUGAUUGUUCAUUGCAAAAUUACAGAUUGGGCUCAACUUCACCUUAUGUCUAGACCAAUGAUUGGAUUUUGAUCACAAACCUGGUUUGUUCCACACCUUAGUUUUAUCUGAAACAUUUAGAGUCUUUUGUUUUUACACCAGACCUAUUUCCUACCAAAUAGCAAUGACUUAAUGUUGUCUGACCAGUGGCGAUCUGUCACUUCGGCUGCUUUGUUGUGACCUGGCAAAUGGCUUGUGGAUCCAUCCUGAAGUGUAUAUUUCCAUUUAUAAGAGAAUUUCAGUCUAUGGUAGAGAAAUAUGGAAUGAUAUAAUACUGGAGAUGUGUAUAUGCAAUGUGGGGUUUACUACAGGGUAUGUGGACAAACUUUUUACCGAGUUGGUUUUUAUACAGACCUUCUGCUAUAAUAGGAACUAUUCUAAUAACCACACAUACAGUACACACACGACAUCUGCUUCUACAGCUGUAAAGGACUUCUGUUACACACACACACACACACACACACACACACACACACACACACACUUGUACGUGAAAGAACAACCUCUGUUGCAUACCUGUAGGGAACAAGUCUCCCAGCUGUCCUUUGUGUUUGAGCCUGGGCUGCGUCUCAGCACUGUUACCACGCACCCUUCCUCUAAUCCCUGCAUAGACAUAAGCACUGAUGUGAUCAGUGAUUGUUUCAAGGAAAGGAUGAAUGUGAACAGUUUUGGAAAUGGGCCCGAGGCCUCUGAAGCCUCAUGGACUUCUUGCAGAGAGACCGGAGAAAUGGAUUUAGGCAUCGCAGACAAGCUGUGCACAAUUGACUUCUAUCAUGAUUUUAAUUUCAUAUUUUGACUUUUGAGUUUUAGCAAAAAAUAAAAAGUAAAAAAAAAACAAUUGUGAAAUGAGUUACCCUCUACUUAGCAUGACUUUUAAAACCUUUAAAAUGAUAUAAAAAAGGAAAAAUGAUAAUUGAAAAAAAAAACCUAUGUACUGGAAACAUGUUAAAAAAGAAAUAUUGUAUUCUGUUUAAUUUUGACAGAAUUAUUUUUAUUAAAAUACAUCCAUAAGCAUA
Epinephelus moara (kelp grouper) is the source of this 6349-nucleotide messenger RNA. RefSeq names its product RAN binding protein 10 (gene ranbp10). The transcript is spliced from 15 exons. The record is from RefSeq and is a predicted model, not a curated record. Gene Ontology annotation, cellular component: cytoplasm. The coding region runs from base 141 to 2000 and encodes 619 amino acids. Gene Ontology annotation, molecular function: protein binding. Gene Ontology annotation, biological process: cytoskeleton organization; cell surface receptor signaling pathway. Lineage: Eukaryota; Metazoa; Chordata; Actinopteri; Perciformes; Serranidae.